Messenger RNA from Chrysoperla carnea, 1319 nucleotides. RefSeq lists its product as uncharacterized. The record is from RefSeq and is a predicted model, not a curated record. Gene Ontology annotation, molecular function: protein binding. Lineage: Eukaryota; Metazoa; Arthropoda; Insecta; Neuroptera; Chrysopidae. The coding region runs from base 198 to 1214 and encodes 338 amino acids. The transcript is spliced from 4 exons.
CCUAAUCGAAUUAUUAUUUACAAAAAUACUCCAAACUAAAAAUCAACCAUUUCCACUUUAAAAAAAAAAUAUCUCAAAUAAAUACAAAUUCUAAGCAUCUGUAUCUUUUAGAAAACGAAUCAUCCAUGAAUUGAAUACAGAAUAUAAACUGGGAAUGUUUUGUAUACAACAAUAGAAUUUGGGAAUAAACCGAUAUCAUGAAAAAAGAUGUACGUAUACAGCAAGAAACGUUUCAAAUUUAUGGUACAUCUCCAGCACCUAGUCGAGACUAUCAUGGAUUAAGUAUAACACAUGAGCUUGUAACUUUAAACUCAUGGCAUAUUGCGCAUGGGCCUUAUGUGUUUCCAAAAGUUAAAAGAUGCAGUAUCGAGGAUUAUCCAUUUGACAAACUUUUACAAACGGAUAUAAUCAAUGUCUUUGGAGAUCAUUUACAUUUUUAUAUAAUGGAUUUAGCAACUGGGCAAUACACAUUAACUACAAUUCCAAAUAAGUUAAUGUUGAAAAUUUUGCGUAUGUUGUCGUACCAUGACAUUUUAAGGCUGUCAGAGACAUCAAAAAUGUUUUGGGAGCUUUGUAAUACAAACACUGUAUGGAAGUUAAUAUUUAAUAAACGUAGAAAUUUCCCAAUGAGUCGUGAAGAUUUUCGUCAAGGUGAAACUGUUGGUUGGAAAUCUGUAUUACGUUCGAAACUACAAAAUCGUGUCAUUCAAUCACUGAAACAAUCGAUGAGGGGAACGUUUGUACGACCAUUUGCUAUAACAACAGAAUAUACGAAACCAACACUGAAUUACAAUUUUAAACCCCAAGUAAAAAAAUCGAUUAAUUCAUCAGUAACAACUCCAACCCUAAAAAUGGUUACAAAUCGUAAUUUAAAACCAAGAGUUAAUGAAAAAUCUGCAAUUAAAGCACCACUGAACAAAACAAAAUCGUUGAGCAAUGUAAAAUCAAAAAGAAUUCUACGUACUGAAAUCUCUAAUAACACGAUAAAUCAACGAAAAUCAAUAAUGGAUAAAUCAAAUAUGGAUAUAAAAAAUCAAUUAAAAAUACCAAAGGUUUUGAAUUUCAGUAAAUCGACUAGUAAAUUAAUUGAUCAAGAUAAAUUAUAUUCAAGUACACUGAUAUCGAAAAGUGCCAUGUUACUAAAGAAGACUGAAACUAAACAGAAGUCCGAUUCUCAAAAAACUAAGCAAACAAUUUCGAAAUUUACCAAAUAGUUUUGUAUUUUGUAAACUGUAAUUCUUUGAAUAUAUUGUUGUUUCAUGUUUAUAAUAAUGUUUUAUGCAUUGUGUAAAAAUUGAUAUAAUUGGGUCUGUUUUGUA